This is a messenger RNA of Sarcophilus harrisii (Tasmanian devil), 2882 nucleotides long. Its product is annotated as maestro heat-like repeat-containing protein family member 7. Lineage: Eukaryota; Metazoa; Chordata; Mammalia; Dasyuromorphia; Dasyuridae. Gene Ontology annotation, cellular component: cytoplasm. The record is from RefSeq and is a predicted model, not a curated record. The coding region runs from base 248 to 2800 and encodes 850 amino acids. The transcript has 23 exons.
CUCUUGGCAGCACAGAAUGCAGCCUGCCCCAUGACCCCUUACUGGCCCCCUUAAGCUUCCGGAGUCUGGAGUGCCCCAAGGCCACCGGCUGUUGUCCAUCUGUCCCGGCCCAGCAGACUUCUGCAGCCUGGAUUGGGGAUCUCCAGAGAAAAGGAGGAAACGCCAAGGGUUCCUCCCGUCAGAAAAUGAAGCCUUUAACUUCAUUUUAGGAUUUCUAAAGUCUAACAAACAGGAUGAAGCCACGAAGAUGACAUUCUUGAGUUCUGUGAACAUCCUGUGCAGUGCUGUGAAAAGUCAGGAACACCGCAAUAUGGACUACUACUGCAAUAAAUCCAUGUUGGCCGAGAGAGUGGAGAUGUUGAUCAUUGAGGAGCCUGUUGAUAUGCUGAUCAGUUCUUUGAGACAACAAGCCAUGUUCUGCAUCAUGGAAAUGAGCCAUGUGAACCCAAAGUUCCAGCCCUUACAAAGGAUGGAGUUGAUACAGUCAGGUAUCUUCAGCCUGUUUUCCUUGCCUCCCAACAUGGAGACUGACACCAACAGGGAGAUCGUUAGUCUAUACAGCCAGACUGUUCGAGCCUUGGAUGAAAUGUUACAAGGACUAAUGACUGAAAAUGAGGACCCCAGCAUGCUGGUGUUUAUUGAAAUUGUGGAGAUCAUCAUGCCCUGGAUCUUGUCAGAUAAGAUCUUUGAGAAAGUCCGAGCUUUGAGUACUCUUUCCCGACAACUGAGAUUCAUUUGCAACUUUCCUACACUAAGACACUUAGAAGAUUUCAAGAUUGGUGGGAACUUGAUGGGCAUCUUGGGCCUCUUCUGUAUGGACUAUAACUAUGAAGUCAGCUCAUGGGCCUCAGCGGCACUCCAUUACUGCUUCAAAUUCUUUGUGAACCAGAGGCAAUCGGUUCUGAAGACUGAGGAAGAACGGCAAAGGCUUCUAAAAAACUUGCAGAAGGAUUUCCAAGCAAAUUGGGCCACCAGCCUGCAGUAUAUCCUUAUGUUUUUCAAGAAAUUUCUAAACCCCAAUGAGAGGACAACCAUUAUAACAUUGUGUGUGAAGGCCAUGACCGUUGGUAGCAGGUAUAACACUUGGGCACCUGUUCAGAUGUUGGAGCAGUUAAUAAAUGAGCCUCUUCCUGAUCUCAGCAAGGUGCCAGAAUUGAUCGAGAUGAUUUACAACAAUCUGAACAACAUAAAAGAUUCCAGUGCCAUCAAAAUCAUUGAGAAGUCUAUUCAAGAACUGGCCCAGAAGUAUCCUGAUGAGGUCAUGCUGAUGUUUCUCUCCAUCCAGGAUAAUGCUCAGGAUCGAGAGCUGUGGAAGAUCCUGGCAGCCUCCUCCAAAGGCUAUGAUAACAUUCUGAAUCAUCUGCUGAAGAGGUUGAAGUCUUUAAAUGUUCAGGAUCCCAAGGAGUCCGAACAAUCUGUGGUGAUCAGCUCUGUGGUGGCCAGCAGGGCUCUCAAUGAGCUGCUUUUGGAAUCCAGUUCUAUGGUAGAGGUGGAGACCUUCUACCCUUGGCUGUACAUGGCCCUCCUGUCUCUGAUCUCCUUCCUCGUGUUUGAAGGGGGCAGCAAGAAUCUCCCCAAGCAGCCAGGGAUGCCUGAAUGGCUGAACCCUGUGAGCUGUACCAUUGAGGCCCUGAAGACUUUGAUCAGCUCAGCUGGGUAUGGGUACCAGGUGUCUUUCAUGCAAUAUCACAAGACCUGGGAGCUCCUGGCUGAUCCUGAGGGAUACUUGGAUGGAAUCGCCUUGGUAGCCAAGUCUAUGAUCAUUAGAAGCUGCUGGCACAUUCGCCCCAUUGUCAGUCUCAUCUUUAACAUCCUCAACGGGAUUGAAGUUGGGAGUUCGGUUACUGCCUUGGCUAUCUUCACCGAGCUGCUCCGCAACACAGAGGUGGCAGUCAUGACAGAUGAAACCAUCAUCGAACUCCUUAUAAAUUUUCUCCAAAAAAAUGAACCAGUGACCCAGCAGCUGGUGCUAAAGGCAGCAGGGAACUUUGGGAUGCAUAAGGAGACGAACAAGUUCUUCCGAAUGCUGCAGCCCUACAUCCUGAGCUGCUGCUACUCCACAAACUCCAAAGUCGUAACAGAAGCAUUUUUGGCUCUGAGAUGCAUUAUCUACAACCUCACCUGGACCGACUCCGUCAUACUGCUCAUUGAGAUUUCCUGUGCCCUGCGACCCUUCUUUGAUGAUGAGUCAGAUGACCUUCGCUAUAAUUCAAUUGACAUGUUUGCUGCCCUUUUGGCCAAGGUGAAACGAAGGUUCUUGAUGGCUCCCUUUAGGUACCAGGUCCACUGCAGCCUGGUUCCCCUGAUGUUCCACCUGCAGGAUGAGAACAUCAAUGUGGCCCAUGCUAGCAGGGAUGGCCUCUGCCACUCUGCCAAAAUUCUGGUCUGUCCACGCCUCAAGUCAGUGUGCAGCAACAGAGACAUGUUCACCAUUGGGAGGACCCUGGUCUCUACUUGCCUCUUCUUCCAGCUGGAGGAGCAAAAGGACAAAAUCCUCUGGUUUUUGAGUCAGAGCCUCAGCUACUUUAAUAAUCCCCAGUCUGGCAUACGACAAGCAGCUGUGUGGUUGACAAGCCAGAUUAUCCAGAUCAAGGAUCUAGAAGGUGAGGAGGAAUAUCAAACAGUCUCUUCAGCCCUGAAGCACAUGAAGAAUGACCCAGACCCCGCCGUCUCCUGUUUGGCGACACAGACCAUCUGCAUCCUGGGGGUCAAGAGGAUUCAACAAAGACGCUGCUGGCACGUGGUUAAUUUCAUCUGCUGUCGGCACAUAGGCAAAAAGUCAAGUCAUACUCUAGGCUGAUUCCUGAAAACUGUUCCAUCUCUACUUACAAUCCAACAGUCCAAAAGACCAAGCAUUAAUUAAGUGCCUACUUAAGAGCAGA